GUGGCGGAAGAGUUGAGUCACCUAGGACAGUACUUGCGGAAUCUGCAUGUAGUUGCUGAUGGUUUCGCAGUCGGUUUGCUGGAUUUCAGCGGUAACGAGUUGCUGAGUGACACCAUUCUAGAAGAAGUGUUUAAGCUCCUUGUCUCGACCAAGCACAGCGUGGAGCGGAUCAACGUACGAGGGUGCAAACGCGUCACUUCCUUUCUACCAUUGCUGUACUACUGCAAGAACUGUAAGAAGGUCCCAGUUUAUGUAGACUACACGUACA
This is a messenger RNA of Amoebophrya sp. A25, 268 nucleotides long. The record is from the annotation of a GenBank genome assembly. NCBI's taxonomy places the organism in Eukaryota, Dinophyceae, Syndiniales, Amoebophryaceae.